This is a messenger RNA of Nannospalax galili (Upper Galilee mountains blind mole rat), 939 nucleotides long. RefSeq names its product olfactory receptor 4F3/4F16/4F29-like. Bases 1 to 939 code for a protein of 312 amino acids. Gene Ontology annotation, molecular function: olfactory receptor activity; G protein-coupled receptor activity. Gene Ontology annotation, biological process: G protein-coupled receptor signaling pathway. Lineage: Eukaryota; Metazoa; Chordata; Mammalia; Rodentia; Spalacidae. The record is from RefSeq and is a predicted model, not a curated record. Gene Ontology annotation, cellular component: membrane. The transcript has a single exon.
AUGGGAGGAGCCAAUCGCUCUGGAGUAUCAGAGUUCGUGUUCCUGGGACUCACCAACUCCUGGGAUGUCCAGCUUUUUCUCUUUGUGUUCUCCUCCUUGUUUUAUGUGGCAAGCAUGAUGGGAAAUUCCCUCAUUAUCUUCACAGUGGUUUUUGAUUCUCACUUACACUCUCCCAUGUACUUUCUGCUGGCCAAUCUUUCUUUCAUUGACCUAGGGGUUUCUUGUGUCACUAGUCCUAAGAUGAUUUAUGACCUGUUCAGAAAGCACAAAGUCAUCUCUUUCAGAGACUGUGUCACUCAAAUCUUCUUCAUCCAUGUCAUGGGUGGAGUGGAGAUGGUGCUGCUCAUAGCCAUGGCCUUUGACAGAUAUGUGGCCAUAUGUAAGCCUCUUCACUACCUGACCAUUAUGAGCCCAAGAAUGUGCAUCUCUUUCUUAGUGGCUGCCUGGGUGGUUGGCCUUAUACACUCUGUAGUUCAACUGGCUUUUGUAGUAAACUUACCUUUUUGUAGCUCAAACAUGAUGGACAGCUUCUUCUGUGACCUUCCUCGGUUCAUCAAACUUGCUUGUAUAGACACCCGUAAACUAGAAUUCAUGGUCACAACCAAUAGUGGAUUCAUAUCUGUGGGUUCUCUUAUCAUACUGAUCAUUUCCUAUAUUGUCAUCAUAGUCAGUGUUCAGAAACACUCUUCAGGUGGUUCCUCCAAAGCUCUGUCCACACUUUCAGCUCAUAUCUCUGUGGUAGUCCUGUUCUUUGGUCCUUUGAUAUUUAUCUACACAUGGCCUUCUCCUUCGACACACCUGGAUAAGUUUCUGGCCCUAUUUGAUGCAGUUGUUACUCCUUUCCUCAAUCCUGUGAUUUAUACAUUCAGGAACCAAGAAAUGAAGAUGUCAAUGAAGAGAGUAUUCAGACAGCUACUGAGGUAUAGGAGGAUCUCCUAA